AUGAUAGCAAAUGAUAUUGAUUCGAUCAAGGACAUUUCCGUUGUGUGCCAAGAAGAGUAAGUUCUCCUUCUCAUUCAUAAAAAUUUUUAGUGAUGUUCGGAAAGACGUAAGUUGGCCAAAAAAUUCUCCGAGAUCUCACGGAAGUCGACCAAAGCGACGGAAUUUGGACAACAAUUACUUAUUGGUAAGCACCAGUUGUUAUGAGUUAUGUCAUCUUUUUUAGCAACCUGAAUUUGCUCUGAAUUUGUUUUUCGAACCAACUGAAACGUCGCUGUGGAAUGAGAGUCUCCGUUGGCGAUUAGAAAAGGUGUUUUAUUCGACAGAUGAUACUUCCAAAGCUCUUUUAUUUGAUUUCCGGAACUCUCUUGUUGUUAGUAAAAGAUCACAACUGUCCGCAAAAAGCAUCUACCCGGAUCAUGUACAACUGAGCGAUAAAUGUAGAGAUUUGAGGAAACAAAACGUGACUGUUGUGAAGUUCAAGUAAGUGUCGUUGUUUUUCGAACCAUUACAUUUCAGUGAGGACACUGGAGAAAAGACAAUCAGAGUUUUGAAGAAUCCCUUGCGGAACAAAGAAAAGAACAAGAUAACUUUGCUGCAGAGACCGGGGAGAUCAACCGAAGAUGUUGUGGUUAGGUAAUAUAACUGAUUACAAAAUAUAUGAUUUAUUGUUUUCAGUGAGGUCAGUAAACUGAAGAUAAAAACUCCACAAAUUUCAUUAGAAUCGGAGACCGAGGAAUGUCUGAGAUUGCUGGAGAGGGCAGGAAAGAACUCUGAUCGAGCUGACUUCAAAGAAGCCACUAAUAAAUGGUAGGUUUUUAUACAUCUAUACAAAACUAUUUUUAUGUUGUUUUAGUCUGAGGGCUCUCUCACUCAUAUAUACCUGCGUGAUCGAACUUGUGAACAGUAGGGAGGAUGUGAGCGGUUUCAAGUUCAAUAUCCUUAGCAAGUUUGCGUCGGCUUUUGAGAAACUGUUCCUAAAAGUAAGCAAACUCCAGGAUAGCAUAUGUUUUUAGCACCAGAAAGAGAAAGCUUUGUCUCCGGGAAGCGACGGAGAUCAUCACACGGAACUACUUCAGACACGUUUCAAAAUCUUUGCCUUGGAGUCGCUGAAAUUACAUGAUGAUUUCAUUUCCAAAUUGAGGCUAAUUGUGGAAGACCGAGAUUGGGACUUCUUGUUGCCCCGGGACUUGUCCUCAGAUCGAAUCGGAUUGAUUGUUCUGGAUGAACCUGAAAAAAAGUCUAAUGGGAAACAGUCGUUUGACGUAAGAAUAUGUUUGAAGAUGACUGCAGAAGUAGAUGAUUGCAGAAUGUUACAUAAAAACAAUCUGUUCUCUUUUCAGCUGAUAAGUUCCUUCCUCUACUCGGACUUUAUGGCGCAUGGCUACAUUCACUUAUCGUUGGCCAAAACAUUCCGUGUGAAGGUCCGUCCUCCCGUCGAGAGCGCCUUUCCUUCUGAUUUUUUCACUAUUUAUAUUAACUUUUUCGUCAAAGCCUCAAUGAUUAGACCGGAUAAGAGUUCGCCUUUCCUUGCCAUCAAGAACUCUUUGGAUGUAAGUCUCAGUAGAUUUGUGAUAUGAUUUAUUCUAGACCAAUCAUAUCGAGAAUAAUCUGCUUGCCUUGUACACUUACAUGAGAGAUGAUACCAACAACAGAAGUAUGUCUCUGGAAUUGCGCAAUCUAAGCAGACUGGUAAGAUUUUUUAUUUAAUAAUUUGUUUUGUCUAUAUUUUUAUUAUUUUGCGUUUUAGUAUUCAUUGUUCUACCCCAUUUUUGCGGCUUCGUACGAUGAUGUUUUCAAUGCCAAUUGUAGGAAAAGGAGCCCUAUAAAAAGUAGUGCUAAACAAAGAUGGCUUCUUCCAGAUGGAGUAAAUGAUCCCCUAUUUGACCCGGAUACGGCCAAAAGAUUGGCCAACAAUCUUCACAAAUAUACCUUCAAGGGACAGGAAUUGGAGUUCAAAUACUUUGUAAGCCAUCAUAUGACAGUUAAUGAACCUGUGGUUUCAGUUUUAUUGGAGUGGCAUUCGUCUGCUUACUUUUAUGGGAUACAAGAUCCUGAACGGUCUGGACCUCGAUUCCUUCGAGGAGAAUGUGAUCAUUGCUAUGGGAGGUCUGACUUGUGGGAUUGCUACGAAAAUGGUCGACUUAUCUCAUCUCGUACAUCUCUCCCGAUUCCUCAUUUCUGUGGCCACUGUCUGUGCGGGUAAUAUCGCAACAGAUGAAACGAGGAUUAGACUUCGAACAGCCGUCAGAUUAAUAGUCGAAUAUUGUGCCGUGAUUGUCAAGCAACUAAAUAUUAUACUAAAGGCAACAGACCUGAAACAGAGCAUACUAAAUGGGAAUAUAGAGACAGAAGCAAUCAAGUUCCUUAUUCCAACUCUAAUAUUAACUUACUGGAUGUCUCGGUUUUCUCAGUUCUCUGAAGUCGCGGAAUGGAAAAGGAAAUGGUCAUUAGACACAAAUUUGUUGGCGGAUCUAUGGCCAGAAAUGGAAACACUCGGGAAUACUAUUGGGGAGAUAGAAAACGAGCUUUUGUAUAUUAAAGUGGAAGGCAGGUUGAUAUGGUGGGUGUAGUAAAUAGUGUGAUUUUUUUAGAAAAGGACAACGCGUUGAUAGCACUGAUCCCUGAGCUUCUGAAUUCGUAUGGUUCCUCCCCCAUCUUUGCCUCGAAUAUCCCCCGAUUCUACCUAGAAAUGGACGAACGGACGACUCCCUCAAUGGACGUAAGUGUCUUAUUAUGUUAUUUGACUUGGGAAAGGAGAAGAAAAGGUGUUAUUCGGGCCAACUGGCUCCUCCUUCGACUACCAUAUUCAAGCUGUAAUUGCAGUCAUCUUUAAAUAAGUCAGUUGAUGAAUCUUUGAUUUCAGAUUCAAGUUGAUGUUCGUUUGUUUUGUCUCCACGACUCGCUGAAAAAGUUGGCUGGAUUGAAUGAUUAUUUUACCUACAAAAAUGGUCGAUUCCGAGGAGUGUCCGAUGCUACUCGUGUCCUCGUUCCAGAAUCUGAAUAUAUUGAUUUACCGUCCAUGUUGCCAGUGCCUCUGAACGAGAUCAUUGAAUGUGUGAAUCGAAGAAGAACUGAAGUCCCAACUGAGCAGGCAAAAGAACUGGCUGAACUUGUGGAACUGGCUCGAGGUCUAGAAGAUGCUGAAGAGGGCGAAGGGAUAGUCAAAAACAUUGUGAUCGUCAUCAAACCUCAGUAUCUGGUUAUAGACACCAACGUCUUUAUUGACGCGUUACCUCAUGUGGUGGAGUUGAUGAAGGACAUGGCUCUCACAAUACUGAUCCCCACACCGGUUCUGAGUGAAUUAAGGGGACUGAGAAAUAAAACAGCUCUCCCUGGAGAUGAAAAGGACGAAAGAAGGGCCAAGGUUGUGAGUGAGGGAGCUCAGAAAACGCUGGAUCUCUUCGAAACAAUCACUCAGUCAAAUGUAAAGGUGUUGCUUUGUAAUGGAGUUGUGGACGACUUCCAUCCGGACUAUUAUGAAAGGCUGGACGAAACUGUAAGUGGAUUUUAAAAUAUGAUAAACGUUUAUUUCCAGAAUAAUGACCGUCUAAUCAUCGAUUGUGCAAGAAAACUAAGCGAUCGGGUAUCAGCCAGAAGUCAUUACGUACCCUGUGGAGAGAUCUGGCUCUAUCGCAAUGUACUCCUCAUCUCCAAAGACCGAGUUAUGAUGCUUCUCGCCUUUGGCCAUCGUAUUCCCAGCCUCGAUAUAAUCACUUUCUCUAGAUGGGCCGGCUUCAGAAAGCCCUCUGAUUAA
This is a messenger RNA of Bursaphelenchus xylophilus (pine wood nematode), 3754 nucleotides long. The record is from the annotation of a GenBank genome assembly. NCBI's taxonomy places the organism in Eukaryota, Metazoa, Nematoda, Chromadorea, Rhabditida, Aphelenchoididae.